AUAACACCAAAAAAAGAAAUAGAAAAAGAGAAGAAUCUGAUCAUCUCUUUCUUCUUCUUCUUCUUUUCUCAUUUCCUCUGUUUUUCUCUCUCUCUUUCAAGUCCAAAUCAAUGGACUUUGUUUGAGAAACCAAAAAACAAAAACAAACCCACAAAUCCAAACACUCAAGCUAAAAAAACCCACUUGUAAAUUUUAAAUCUUUUAAAUUUUUAAUGGCAGCUUCAAGUGGGUUUGGGUUAGUGACUGAACCAACAACAAUUUCACAGCAGUCACAAGAAGUUUUUCAAUGGCUUAAAAACCUACCAUUAGCACCAGAGUACCACCCAACUCUAUCAGAGUUUCAAGAUCCGAUUGCUUACAUUUUCAAAAUUGAAAAAGAAGCUUCCAACUUUGGUAUUUGCAAAAUAGUCCCUCCUGUUCUUCCUGCUCCUAAAAAAACUGCAAUUACCAACUUUAACAGGUCCUUAGCUGCUCGUGCUGUUUCUAGUUCUAAAUCUUCACCACCAACAUUCACUACCCGUCAGCAACAGAUCGGGUUUUGCCCCAGAAAGUCUAGACCCGUGAAGAAACCCGUUUGGCAGAGUGGGGAGAAUUAUACUUUUCAAGAAUUUGAAGCUAAAGCCAAAUCUUUUGAAAGAAUUUACUUCAAGAAAUGCUCGCCCAAGAAAACUAAUUUUUCUCCUUUGGAAGUUGAAACCCUUUACUGGAAAGCUACUGUGGAUAAGCCUUUCUCUGUGGAGUAUGCGAAUGACAUGCCGGGUUCGGCUUUUUCGGUGAAGAAGGAGGGUGGAGGGAAGGAGAUUAAUGAAGGGGUGACUGUUGGUGAGACUGAGUGGAAUAUGAGAGGUGUGUCGAGGGCGAAAGGGUCGUUGUUGAGGUUUAUGAAGGAGGAGAUACCUGGGGUUACUUCUCCUAUGGUGUAUGUUGCUAUGAUGUUUAGUUGGUUUGCUUGGCAUGUUGAGGAUCAUGAUUUGCAUAGCUUGAAUUACAUGCAUAUGGGGGCUGGGAAGACUUGGUAUGGUGUGCCUAGAGAGGCUGCUGUUGCUUUUGAGGAAGUUGUUAGAGAUCACGGGUAUGGUGGGGAGAUUAAUCCACUUGUGACAUUUUCAGUUCUUGGGGAAAAGACCACAGUUAUGUCACCUGAAGUAUUUAUUAGUGCAGGAGUACCAUGCUGCAGGUUAGUGCAAAAUGCUGGGGAGUUUGUUGUCACUUUUCCAAGAGCCUAUCAUUCGGGGUUCAGUCAUGGGUUUAAUUGUGGAGAGGCAGCCAAUAUUGCAACUCCUGAGUGGUUGAGGGUUGCUAAAGAUGCUGCUAUUCGAAGAGCUUCAAUUAAUUAUCCUCCAAUGGUGUCUCAUUUCCAGUUACUUUAUGAUCUUGCUCUAGAAUUAUGUACCAGAAUGCCUGUGAACAUCAAUCUUAAACCACGGAGCUCUAGACUAAAAGAUAAGCAAAAGGGUGAAGGAGACACACUGGUUAAAGACCAAUUUGUAAAGAAUAUGAUUCACAACAACGAGCUGCUUCAUAUUCUUGGAAAAGGAUCUUCAGUUGUGCUUCUUCCUCGAAGUUCUUCAGACAUAUCUGUUUGUUCAAAUUUACGUGUUGGAUCACAGUUAAGAGCGAACCUCUCUCUUGGGUCAUGCAGUAACAAGGGGAUUAUGAAUUCCUCAAAAAAAGUAGUUCCUGAUGAAAAUAUUCUGGACAGGAACCACCGAAUUAAUCAAUUAAAAGGCGUUCUUUCAGUGAAAGAAAAGUUUGCUUCUUUGUGCGAACAAAAUAGGUUUUCCUCAUUGAAUGGAAAACAUAAUAAGAAUACUACAUACACAAGCAUUGAACAUGAUAUUCAUGGGGAGAAGCUGUCUGAUCAGAGACUGUUUUCAUGCGUCACGUGUGGAAUUUUGAGCUUCGAUUGCAUUGCUGUCAUUCAACCGACAGAAAAAGCUGCUAGAUACCUCAUGUCUGCUGAUUGUAGUUUCUUUAAUGAUUGGAUUGUUGGGUCUGGAGUAACUAAUGAUGGAUUGAUCACUGCUGAUAGAGAGACAAAUUCUUCUGAGCAGGAUCAGCCAACAGGAUUGGUGGAAAACAAUGUUGUGGAUGGUUUAUAUGAUGUUCCUGUUCAGUCUGUGAAUUGUGAGCUUGAAAACAUAGAUCAAAAUAUAGUGAGUUCCGAUGCUAAAACACAAAAGGAAUCGUCUGCUCUUGGCCUGUUGGCUUUGAACUAUGGAAAUUCAUCUGACUCGGAGGAAGACCAGGAUGAAAUAGAUGCAUCACACCAUGCUGAUGAAAUGCCAACCUGCUCAUCAGAAAGUAAAUUUAAGUAUCAGAAUUCUGCGUUGCCUUUGUUCAAGCAAGAGUCCCUUCGUGGUGAAACUAUGAGUCAUACUCCAUCUUCAUCAAGGCUUGGUUGUAAGGAUAAAUUUUCUCUUCAAACUCAUGAUUGUCCUGCAGAACAUGGACAUAGACCAGGCAGUUUAAAGGAUGGAAAUGAUGGAACUCUUGAUUGCUCUGUCGAGUUUGAAACUGAUAAUCUUGCUAAUAUGGAAUCAAAUGGUUUCGACCGUACAUUUAGGGAUUCAGCAUCAAUAUCAUGUGUAAGUUCAAAUUGUUCUCCAGAUGUCUAUCAUGGUGAAAAAAAGAAGUUUAGCAAAGUUGCGGCAAGAGGGGAUGGGAAUGCAUCAUUUGCCCAACGAUCUGAUGAAGAUUCUUCUCGUAUGCAUGUUUUCUGUCUUGAGCAUGCCAUAGAAGUUGAACAGCAGUUACGUACAAUCGGGGGAGUGUAUAUAUUGCUUCUCUGUCAUCCAGAGUAUCCCAGGCUAGAAGGCGAGGCAAAGUUAGUAUCUGAAGAAUUGGGAAUUGAUUAUCUCUGGAAUGAAAUUGCUUUCAGGGAUGCCGCCAAAAAUGACGAGGAGAAUAUCCAGUCAGCUUUGGAUAGUGAGGAAGCAAUUCCAGGGAAUGGUGAUUGGGCUGUAAAGUUGGGGAUAAACCUUUUCUACAGUGCCAAUCUCAGCCGGUCUUCUCUUUAUAGUAAGCAGAUGCCAUACAAUUCCGUCGUAUACAAAGCUUUUGGUCGUAUAUCUCCAGCUAGCUCUCCCACAAAGUUAAUCAAAUACGGAAGGAGGUCUGUCAGGCAGAGAAAGGUUGUAGGGAGAUGGUGUGGAAAAGUUUGGAUGUCAAAUCAAGUUCAUCCUUUCUUAUCAAAGAAGGAUUCCGAGGAUCGAGAUCAGGAACAAGAGGAAGGUGGUUUUCGCGGUUGGAUAAUGCCAGAUGAGAAAACUGAGAGAAAGCCUCAAAGUUUGCACAAGACUGAAAUUACCUCGACAGGUAGAAAAUCUGCAAGGAAGAGAAAAAUGACAGUAGCAAGUAGACCAAUGAAGAAAGUCAAAUCUCCGGACCCCAAGGAUGUAGCUUCAGAUGAUUUAGAAGAGGAUAUUUCUCAUAAGCGGCCUACGAAAGUUUAUAGUAGGAAGCAAACUAAACAUAUCGAGAAAGAGUUUUCAUAUGAUUCAUUGGAUUAUUCUCAUCAGCAGCAUGAGAGAUCUCGCAGAAGCAAGCAGGCUAAAUCUAUUGAGAGAGAAGAGGCGGAUACUUACAAUUCAUGGGGACGUAACUCUCAUCAGCAAGAUAGAAGACUUCCGAGGAGUAAGCAGGUCAAAUCUAUCGAGGGUGAAAAUGAUGUCUCUGAUGCUUUAGCUGGAAGCAAUUCCCAAAAGCAACAUAAUAGAAUUCAUAGAACGAGAAGUAAGCAAGUCAAAUGUGCUCAGAGGAAAAGUGAAAUGUCAAAUUAUUCUGAAGAGGCUGAUAUUCGUGAGCAGCGUGGGAGGGUUCCUAGAAGUUCAUCACAAGUCGAGUUUUAUGAGAGAGAAGAAGCAGUUUCAGAUGAUUCGCUUGAGGAUACUUCUGAUCAGCCAAUAGAGACACCUCACAGACAUGAAGAUGCAAUUUCAGAUGAUUCCUUGGAAAAUAAUUAUCUUCACCGUAAUAGAAUGAUUUCUAGAGGCAGCCAAGCUAAGUAUUUUGAGAAGGAAGAUGAAGUUUCAGAGGAUUUGCCGGAGGAAAGUUCUUACAAGCAGCACAGAGGAUCUCACACAAGCAGGAAAAACGAAUUUACUGACAGAGAGGAUGAUAUUUCUGAUGACCUACUGGAUGACAACAGUCCGCAGGAGGGCAUGAGGGAUUUCAGAAGCAAGCAAGCUAGAUUUGUUGAGAGGGAAGAUGAAGUUUCAGAUGAUUCGCUGGAGGGAAAUUUUCUUCAGCAGCAGCAGCAAAGGAUCCCUACAAGCAAAAGGGCCAAAUAUGUCGUGAGUGAACAUGCUGUUUCAGAUGAUAUGGAGGAUGAAACUCAUCUUAAGCAUUGGAGAACUCCAAGAAGCAAGAAGGCUAAACUGACGGACAGCGAAGAUUUCUCAGAUGAUGAUGCACAUGAGGAUGAUGGCCCGUGGAAGUCAAGGAAGACUCCUAGAGGCAAGCCGGCCAAGGUCAUCGAGAGGGAGGCUGUAUCAGAUGAUAUGGAAGAAACUCACUGGCAGCAAAGAAAAACAUGUAGACAGAAGCAGGCGACUUCUUUUGAGAGCGAAGAUGUUUCUGAUGAUCUACAAGAGGAAGGUACCCAUUGGAAGCCAAAUAGAGGCAAGCAAACUAAAUUUUCCGACAAGGAAUAUAUUUCUGAUGAUCUGCUAGACGAUGAUGAUACCCACUGGCAGCCGAUUAAGACUCCCCCUAGAGGCAAGCAAGCAAAAUUUAUUGAGCCUGAAGAUGCAGUUUCUGAUGAAUUGGUGGAUGAUAAUUCAACGAAGCAGAAAAUGAUGAAUCUUAGAAGAAAGCACAAACCCGGAACGCUUCGCAAAAUGAAACAAGCGAUGUCUCAAGUGAGAAAGAAAGAAAAUCCAAAGUCAGUUAAACAAGAGAAACAAAUGAAGCUCGAGACUCCUCGUCUUCGCAAUGGUAAAACUGAGUUAGAAGGUGGACCUAGCACUCGCCUUAGGACGAGGCUCUCUAAACCUCCAAAAGAAUUGGAAACUAAGCUAAAAGAGAAGCUACAAACCAAUAAGAAAAAUACAAAAGGCGCGUCAGCAGUAAAGCCUCUGGCCUGCAAGAAAAACGGGAAAACUAAGGACGACGAUGCAGAAUAUCAGUGUGAGAUUGAGGGGUGCACCAUGAGUUUUGGCUCAAAACAAGAGCUAGCAUUGCACAAAAAAAACAUAUGUCCAGUCAAGGGAUGCGGUAAGACUUUCUUCUCGCACAAAUAUUUGGUGCAACACCGUCGUGUUCAUCUAGAUGACCGCCCGCUCAAGUGCCCCUGGAAGGGCUGCAAGAUGACAUUCAAAUGGGCAUGGGCAAGAACCGAACACAUUCGGGUUCACACAGGUGCUCGUCCUUAUGUCUGCGGGGAAGAAGGUUGCGGGCAGACAUUCAGAUUUGUCUCGGAUUUCAGUCGCCACAAAAGGAAGACUGGUCAUUCAAUAAAGAAAAGCAAGAAGUAACUUAGAGAAAUGUGAUUUCUUUUUUGGGAAAUUGCCAAUGCAAUUGUUGCUCAAUUGACAGGGUUAGAAGUAGGUUUGAGGAUAGGUUAGAUUUUGCCUGUAAUUUUCAUUCAUAUUUAACAUUAUUGGGGGUCUUAAAUUUGCCCAUUUAUUAACUGCAAUCUGACCAAUUGCUUGAAUCUUUAAACAGAUUUAUCUCUAAUGAAUCUCACUUUGUUUCAA
Messenger RNA from Mercurialis annua (annual mercury), 5699 nucleotides. RefSeq names its product lysine-specific demethylase REF6. Lineage: Eukaryota; Viridiplantae; Streptophyta; Magnoliopsida; Malpighiales; Euphorbiaceae. Gene Ontology annotation, molecular function: histone H3K4me/H3K4me2/H3K4me3 demethylase activity. The transcript has 7 exons. Bases 213 to 5477 code for a protein of 1754 amino acids. Gene Ontology annotation, biological process: chromatin remodeling. The record is from RefSeq and is a predicted model, not a curated record. Gene Ontology annotation, cellular component: nucleus.